This is a messenger RNA of Chenopodium quinoa (quinoa), 2283 nucleotides long. Its product is annotated as ferredoxin--nitrite reductase, chloroplastic. Bases 230 to 2041 code for a protein of 603 amino acids. Gene Ontology annotation, molecular function: heme binding; oxidoreductase activity; iron-sulfur cluster binding. NCBI's taxonomy places the organism in Eukaryota, Viridiplantae, Streptophyta, Magnoliopsida, Caryophyllales, Amaranthaceae. The transcript has 4 exons. The record is from RefSeq and is a predicted model, not a curated record.
UCCACUGACUGUCGAACACAACCAAACAUUCAACCAAAAUGACCCUUAACCAUUUCCAAGAGUCCCUUUAACUUGUGCUUAUUUACUAGUUGCCACACUCCUCUCUUUCGUUGUCUUUCUCUCUCUCUCUUUUCCUCCUCAAUUCAUUCAUCAAUCUUUCAUAAACAAUUCAAUCCAUUAAUUAUCACCAUCUUUGUUGUUUUUAUAGUAGAACAGAGCAAAAAAAAAAAUGGCAUUACUUCCUGUUAACAAGAUCAUACCACCAACAUUAGUUUCAUCUAGGAGAAAUAAUAGCCUAUCAUCGACAACGUUAUCGUCGAGUGUGAUAAGAUGCCACCAGAUUAGACCCCAGAAGGCUGGUGCUGUUUCUCCUGCGGCCGAGACGGCACCGGCUUCGUCUGUCGAUGCGGCGAGGCUGGAGCCGAGAGUAGAGGAGAGAGAUGGGUUUUGGGUUUUGAAGGAGAAGUUUAGAGAUGGGAUUAAUCCUGCUGAAAAAGUUAAGAUUGAAAAAGACCCAAUGAAAUUGUUUGUUGAAGAUGGGAUUAAUGAUCUUGCUACUUUAUCAAUGGAAGAGAUUGAUAAAGCUAAGCAUAAUAAGGAUGAUGUUGAUGUUAGACUUAAGUGGCUUGGUCUUUUCCAUCGUCGUAAACAUCAUUACGGGAGAUUCAUGAUGAGAUUGAAGCUUCCAAAUGGGGUAACAACGAGUGAGCAAACACGGUACUUAGCAAGCGUGAUCAAGAAGUACGGGGAAGAUGGGUGCGCAGAUGUGACAACAAGGCAAAACUGGCAGAUUAGAGGGGUUGUUCUGCCUGAUGUGCCGGAAAUCAUCAAGGGUCUGGAAGCUGUUGGUCUUACCAGCCUACAGAGUGGUAUGGACAAUGUAAGAAACCCUGUAGGCAAUCCUCUUGCAGGAAUUGACCCUCAUGAGAUUGUUGACACCCGACCAUUUACCAACCUGAUUUCGCAAUUUGUCACUGCUAAUUCGCGUGGAAACCUUUCUAUUACCAAUCUGCCAAGGAAGUGGAAUCCAUGUGUUAUUGGUUCCCAUGAUCUUUAUGAGCAUCCUCACAUCAAUGACCUUGCUUAUAUGCCUGCAACAAAGAAUGGAAAAUUCGGAUUUAAUUUGUUGGUUGGAGGAUUCUUCAGCAUUAAAAGAUGUGAAGAGGCGAUCCCUCUAGAUGCUUGGGUCUCAGCAGAAGAUGUGGUUCCUGUCUGCAAAGCUAUGCUUGAAGCUUUCAGGGAUCUCGGCUUUAGAGGAAACAGGCAGAAGUGCAGAAUGAUGUGGCUAAUUGACGAGCUAGGUAUGGAAGGAUUCAGGGCUGAGGUGGAAAAGAGAAUGCCUAACCAAGUCCUAGAAAGAGCAUCCUCUGAAGAACUGGUUCAGAAACAAUGGGAAAGGAGAGAAUACUUGGGAGUUCACCCUCAGAAACAAGAAGGCUUUAGCUUUGUGGGCCUUCACAUUCCUGUUGGACGUCUCCAGGCCGAUGAGAUGGAAGACUUAGCUCGUAUAGCUGAUGAAUAUGGUUCUGGUGAGCUCCGUCUGACAGUGGAGCAAAACAUAAUCAUCUCAAAUGUGGAAAACUCCAAGGUAGAUGCACUACUAAACGAGCCUCUCUUAAAAGAGCGGUUCUCCCCUGAGCCACCCAUUUUGAUGAAGGGGCUUGUGGCCUGCACUGGGAGCCAAUUCUGCGGCCAAGCUAUCAUUGAGACCAAAGCCAGGGCACUCAAGGUGACAGAGGAGGUUCAACGACUAGUGUCUGUGACACGACCUGUUAGGAUGCAUUGGACAGGGUGUCCUAACAGUUGUGGGCAAGUACAAGUGGCUGAUAUUGGAUUUAUGGGUUGUAUGGCUAGGGAUGAGAACGGUAAGCCUUGUGAAGGAGCCGAUGUGUUUGUAGGAGGACGUAUUGGCAGUGACUCACAUCUAGGUGAAAUCUACAAAAAGCAAGUUCCGUGUAAAGAUUUGGUGCCUAUCGUUGCUGAGCUUUUGAUCAACCAAUUUGGCGCUGUUCCCAGGGAAAGGGAAGAAGCAGAGCAAUAAGCUGCUUUGGGUGCCUGCCUGUUCUUGACAAUUGUUACGCGUAUCCACAUGUACGAUUGUUUUUUAAGCUUGCAUAAGAUCCCAUGUACGUCUGCAUAACAAGAUGCUCGAGUUAUGCUGUUGGGAGCAUAAAUUAGAUUAAUUUGUUUCUUUUAUAGGCAUUGUAAAAUGUCAAUAGCAGACCUGCUUUUGUUUAUAGGCGUUGUGAAAGUUCCAUUAUUCAUUCGAUCAUUUUCCCACUA